CACACCAUGAUUUCACACAUCCAGCUGAUCUGGCCCCUGGCAUUCUGUGUCGCAGGUAUCAGUGGGGACAUCACCAUGACCCAGUCUCCUCCGGUGCUGUCAGUGGGACGGGGCCAGACCGCAACACUCACCUGUACGGCCAGUCAAAGCAUUAGCAGCUCCCUUGAUUGGUACCAACAACGAGAAGGUCAGAAGCCCUCUCUCCUGAUCUAUUAUGCAACAAAUCGAUUCACAGGAGUCUCCGAUCGAUUCACCGGCAGUGGAUCAGGGACCAGUUUUACCCUGAAAAUCAGCAACGUUCAGAAUGAGGAUGUCGCUGACUAUUACUGUAUGCAGCAUAGCAGCUGGCCUUUACGUUCGGUAAAGGAACCAAUUCCAUUGCCCCCUUUAAAAGCAAGAUAUAAGUCACAGCCCAAGCUGACCCUGCUGCCCCCCUCCCCGGAGCAGGUCAAUGCCAAGGGCACUGCCACCCUGGUGUGCCUUGCCAAUCACUUCUAUCCCGAUGAGCUGGAGGUGCAGUGGAAGAAGGACGGUGCAGUCAUUUCAGACGGGGUUCAGACCAGCAACUACCUGCGAGCUUCGGACAGCACCUACAGUGUCAGCAGCCUGCUGACCCUCUCUGGGUCUGACUGGGAGUCCGACGCUCGCUUCUCCUGUGCCCUCACCCACGUGACCCUCCCCUCUCCCCUCAGCAAGAGCAUCAGGAGAUCAGAAUGUGUGUAGAGUAUCGGAGACAGUCCACAGAGGAGACACAACUUUAAAUAGAACAGGGCUGAGCUGGCAGGACAAAGGUCAUUGUCAGCACUGAAUUUCAACUCUCUUCCUUCUCAGGACCGGCUCAGAGACAUUUCUGAGGUUCAGGGGUUAUGGCAUGUCAUUGGGACAGAGUAGACAGAGCUUUACGCUGUGUCAAACCCCAUGCUGUCCCUGUUCUGGGAGUGUUUGAUGGGGACAGAGUUGACUUGAGAUGCCAAGUAAAAUCUCUUGAAGUUGCUAAAGAGCUGUACAAAGCAAUGUGAACCUCAGAAGUCUCUGUUUCAGUAAACCAGAUCUCCUUCCUGCUCAGUCGCCAGUUCCAAUUUAAGGUUUUGUCACUGUUUGAAGGGACAGGGUUCUCGUGCUAUUGAGAAAACCUCCACAAGUGUUUUCCUCAAGCUCCAUUGUGGCUGUGAAUUUGAGCAGCUUCCUCUGU
Molecule: messenger RNA, 1192 nt
Organism: Hemiscyllium ocellatum (epaulette shark)
Lineage: Eukaryota; Metazoa; Chordata; Chondrichthyes; Orectolobiformes; Hemiscylliidae
Product: immunoglobulin kappa light chain-like
Exons: 4
Coding region: 7-723 (238 amino acids)
Biological process (GO): immunoglobulin production; immune response
Source: RefSeq, a predicted model, not a curated record